Messenger RNA from Rhinocladiella mackenziei CBS 650.93, 1071 nucleotides. RefSeq lists its product as uncharacterized. The coding region runs from base 1 to 1071 and encodes 356 amino acids. Lineage: Eukaryota; Fungi; Ascomycota; Eurotiomycetes; Chaetothyriales; Herpotrichiellaceae. The record is from RefSeq and is a predicted model, not a curated record. The transcript has 8 exons. Gene Ontology annotation, molecular function: oxidoreductase activity, acting on the CH-CH group of donors, NAD or NADP as acceptor.
AUGGCUCCAACAUACAAGUCAAUUGUCCUCGCCAAACGGCCCAAAGACAAUAUCAUCCCCGGAGAAACUUUCUCACUUAUUACCGACAAUCCGACUCCUUCCGCCAGUGAUCUCAAAGAUGGCGAGGUCCUCUUCGAAUCGAAUUAUCUGAGCAUAGACCCGGCCAUGCGUGGCUGGCUCAACGAUACUAGAUCGUAUAUUCCGCCCGUCAAGAUUGGAGAGGUGAUGCGGGGCCAAGCUAUUGGGACCGUCAAAGCAAGCAAAGACCCAACAUUUCCGGUGGGAGGCUACGUCACAGGUAUGGUCGGAUGGACCGAGUUGAAGGUCUGCAAAGCAAAGGAGUUGGAAAGAAUCGAAGUCCCUCGAGGCGCCAGGCUGACUGAUGCAUUGAGUGUGCUGGGAAUAACUGGCCUGACCGCAUAUUUCGGCAUCAUUGAUGUUGGCAAGGUUCAAGCCGGAGAUUUUGUUGUUGUCUCUGGUGCUGCUGGUGCAACCGGAAGUGUGGCUGGACAGAUCGCCAAACUCAAGGGCGCCACUGUUCUGGGAAUUGCAGGCAGCGAUGACAAGUGUCGAUGGUUAAAGCAAGAGUUAGGGUUUGAUGAUGCCCUCAACUACAAGGAUCAGGAUUUCUUCAAAAAGGACACAAUCGCUGACUCCGUGCCGAAUCUGAUUGACGUGUUCUUCGACAAUGUGGGUGGUGAAAUUCUCGAUAUGGCAUUGGGAAGAGCUAAACCUCAUGCUCGAUUUGUCAUGUGCGGUGGUAUCAGCCAGUACAAUUCUUCUCGACCGGAGGGCCCAAAGAACUAUCUGAUGAUCAUCACGAUGCGCAUACGGCAAGUCUCCCGCAUCAAGCGAUUCAUCGUGUUCGACUAUCAAAAAGAAUAUCCACGAGCGCUCAAAGACCUAGCUCAAUGGUUAUCAGAAGGCAAGAUCAAGAGAAAAGAAACAAUCGCUAAGGGAGGUUUGGAGCAGGCUCAGAAUGCAUUGAGAGAUUUGUAUCAUGGUGUUAAUACAGGCAAAUUGUUGGUGGAGGUCAAACCUGUUGAUGAAAGACUCAAAGCAUCUCUUUAA